This is a messenger RNA of Symbiodinium necroappetens, 876 nucleotides long. NCBI's taxonomy places the organism in Eukaryota, Dinophyceae, Suessiales, Symbiodiniaceae. The record is from the annotation of a GenBank genome assembly.
GUCGUCGCCUACGGGGCAGAAAAGAGCUGUGGCUUCGGCUGAACCAGAAGUCACGGACACUGCGCCGCCGACGAAGUCAGAGCCCAAGCGGACCAAUCUGUCCCCCGAGCACGUCGGCAAGAUCAAAAGGCCGACAGAUGAUCAGCAGCAGCGAUAUCAGCAGCAUCUGGCAUACCUCAAAGGCAUGGAUGGCAAUGCCUAUCGAAUGGCUGUGGAAGGGGAGUCAGGCGCCAUUGAGGCAGAGCUUGCUUCCAUGCUCCAGGGUUUGAAGGAGGAUCUGCGGGAGAAAGUGCCGCUCCUGCCUGAGGUAGAGGCGAUGGAACAAACAGCGACGACUUCAGCAGAAAGUCAAGUCGAGGACUCGCCAAGCGAGACCUCAGGUGCUGGAUACCGGCCCAGUGGCCUUCCUACCCCAAACACUGUGGAGAGUCUUUCCCACGCCAUGGACGAGGAGAUUUGGAACAAGCUGAGGCAGCAGCUGCGCAGCUUGCAAGACAAUAUCGAUGAGAUCACCGCGAAGUUUUCACCGCUGAAGACAAGCACGCUUUCGGCCAGCGGAGGAACCUGUGCGUACCCUUCGAAGACUCCGCAGAGUGCCCGAUCCCAUCGCGAUAUGGACAUGCGCUUCUUUGCGCCUCCUCCACACCAGAUGUCGUCCCACAUCCAGUCCGGGCGCUUCCAGCGCGUCUCCCACAGCCAGCUGCCACAAACUCCACAGUCCGUAGGCUCCGAUCGCCUCCCACAAGCAUGGCAUUUGCAAAGCCACUUGCCUGACCACAUUAUUCACAGCAGUGCAACUUCCGAAAGCUCUACAUCCGUCCGUCAGGCGGGCAGCUGUCGCCGAGCAUCCCGCACCAGCAGUGCAUCGGAUUUUCG